AUGGAAGCCCAUCUGCAUUUCCACACCGUGGCGGACCUGCACAGCUUCGGCAACACCAUGAGAGCCUCUGGCCGCUCCCUCGCCUCCCUUCGCCUGGGGCCCACUCCCAGGGAUGCAUCCCACUGGGAAGACCCGUAUGGGCAUGCCCAGGAACAGCAGCAGCAGCAGCAGCAGCAGCAUGAGGAGCAGCACGGCCAUGCAGAGCAGCAGCGGCAUGCAGCAGAGCAGCACGAGCGCAUCUCCCCGGUGUUUCUCCAGCACUGCCCGUGGCUGCAGCAGCUGCACCUGGAGCGUGCCAACUGGAACCUCAGCAGCCUCCAUCCCUCGUGGUUCAAAGCCUUAAGGACCCUCACCAUCCACCAUUCCCACUGCACCGCCUCGGAUUUCGAGUUUCUGGCCCAUAUCACGCCGCAGCUGCACGAACUCUCCCUCUACCGCCUCGUGGUGGCAUCGCUCCCCGUCGCAUCGGCCAAAGACGUUUACCUGAACGCACCAAGCAUGCAAGAGGAGUCAGUCAAUCCUCUCGCCAACCCCCCUCACUCCCUCAGCAACCCCUCUCACUCACCUCAGAUUUCUUCAAAUCAGCCUUCCAUCUCCCGGGAGCUUUACUCUCCAUCCAUCUCUGAAUCCUCCUUGAUCCACGUGCUGCAAUCAGUAGCGCCAACAGUGGAGGCACUGAUGGUGCCGCACUCGCUGCCGAUAGAGUCAGUGGAGGGCGAGUGGAGUGAGCUGCACCGCCUUGCAAUCGGUGUGCGUGGGAGCAAGGCGGGUGCGGGGAGGUGCAAGACGACAGUGGAGGCAGCAGAGGCUCGUGCGGGCGGCAUCAGCCGUUUGUACCUAGCACGAGCCUCAGAUGCUUCUUCCACGAGGAGAAAUGGUGGCGGGGAAGGAGGAGACAGAGGCAGCGGCAGUGGUGAUGGUCACGGGGGCAGCGGCGGCAGCAACUGCAGCAGUAGCAGCAGCAGCAGCAGCAGCAGGCGUGGAAGGAAGCGUGAAGCGCCAAGGCCUCCGUGCAUCAAUGCUCGAGCGCUGCGGUCUCUCCUUUUCGCCACGCGCCGGUGCAACCCCGGUACUCUUGUAUCUCUGCAAGAGGACUUCCCCUCGUUGGAGAUCUACUGCAUUGUUGGCAGGUCGUUCUGCUGGAAGCCCGUUGGGAGCGAGCGGCUCAAUCAGCCCAUCAUGUGUCCCAAGAAUCAUCAGACGUUGCUAAUAGAUGAGGUGACGGAGAGAAAUAAUGCUCUCAAUCAUACGAUACCCUCUGAUGCCGAGAAGCUCCACGAGAGAGAGGAUGUGGUUGAUUUGCUGCCCGGCCCCAUCUGGCACAUCAUCUUCCGCCACCUACUGGCGCAUCAUUCUCCGGAGAAUCGGGGUGAUUCCUCGGCUCCAUCGCAGCAACGAGCAGGCAGCACCUCGAACGCCACUGCCCUUCCGUUUCCUGCCAUCACGGAGCAGCAUGCGAAGGCAUUGAGGCGCUUUGGCCCCUCCUGGCCUCUGCUGCGCUACGCCGUGGCCAGCAAGAGGCUCCUCCUCCAUGCCAUCUCCUUCUCCGAGCUCGAGUCCAUGACCCUCCUAUUCAACGCUCAAGACCCCUGGUGGUCAGGCAUGCUCUAUUUCUUCCUGCGUCGCACACCUCACACGUCCCUUGAUCUCACUCUCAACAGCUCCCAAGAUCUGGACAGCAUCGGCCGUCUCUUGCAACCCUCUGCACGCUCCCUCACAAGCCUGGGCCUUGGGCUCACGGAACCUCCCGGCGGAGUCGAGCCUAUCAUCAAGGAGAGGCACCUGAUGAAUCCGGCCUUUCUUGAGGAGUUUGAGCAGCUGCAGCGGCUGAAGUUAGGUCGUGGGACGUGGCAACUAGGCGACCUGAAUCCAGCAAAGUUCCAGGCUUUAAAGAGUCUGAGCAUCCACGAUUUCAAUUGUGACGGGAAUGAUGUGUCCUUCCUCUCAUCCGUCGCACCGCAGCUGCAUGAACUCGCUCUCGCCUCCUCCAGCCAUGGCUCUGGCUCGACCACCCUCGAUUUCAAGCUCACCGCUGCUCGAGCUAUCACAGUCUGCUUUGAGAAACAAGCGCUCCACCUCCGCUUCACCAUGGCUCCCUCUUUGAAGUCCUUCUCGGCCACUGCUGCGUUUCUCAACGUGGAUUGCACAUGCGGCAGCCGCCUCUCUCUCGACUCGCUCUCUCUCAUUGGCCGCUCGCAGCUUCUCGUAACUUCGCUCCCAUUGGCCUCUGCAAAAUCCGUCUACGUGAACGGACCAACCGUUUGA
Molecule: messenger RNA, 2265 nt
Organism: Closterium sp. Naga37s-1
Lineage: Eukaryota; Viridiplantae; Streptophyta; Zygnematophyceae; Desmidiales; Closteriaceae
Source: the annotation of a GenBank genome assembly